Messenger RNA from Acipenser ruthenus (sterlet), 5123 nucleotides. Its product is annotated as protein PALS1-like. Gene Ontology annotation, cellular component: plasma membrane; adherens junction. The coding region runs from base 757 to 2781 and encodes 674 amino acids. Gene Ontology annotation, molecular function: protein binding. The record is from RefSeq and is a predicted model, not a curated record. The transcript is spliced from 17 exons. Lineage: Eukaryota; Metazoa; Chordata; Actinopteri; Acipenseriformes; Acipenseridae. Gene Ontology annotation, biological process: establishment or maintenance of epithelial cell apical/basal polarity; protein localization to plasma membrane; morphogenesis of an epithelial sheet.
UAAUUGUAGAGUUGGCCAAUGAGGAGCGGCGUUUCAUGGAGUCCGGCGCUGCGGAGUUGCUGGGUGAAGCGAAGGCUCCGCACAGUGCGUGCUGUCUUAUUGUAUCGUUGAGCGAGCUACGGAACACAAUUUGUGCGAGUACAGAUAGUAUUUCUGGCUUUCUUUAGGGUUUAAGAUGUAAAACUCCGAUAUUAAGUAACUUAAGGAUCGAGGGAUCGCAAAUUGACUGAGAGUACUCAACUGGAUAUUUGCCCUCAAACCAACAAGACCUGGAAGGUGUAAUUAAUCUAGACUACAGUGACAAGAAGCCAUAAUCAGUUACAGUACUGCUGACAGUGUGAAACUGGUGAUACUGUAGUUGCUUUGGGGAAUGAUCAUUGGACGAUCGCUGUUCCUGCGGUCGAGCAAAUCGUCUCUCUUCAUUCUCCAAACGCAAGCUACUGAUAUUACCCAGGAGGCAAGAGCCCAGCCUGCAAAUCUUCGUCUGGACUCGUCAGACACCUGACCGAGCCAGAAUCGCCCAGGAAACGAGACUAGGGAGAGAGAGAAAGAGACCGCUGGGAGCUGCGAAGAGCUGAGAAAGAGAGAGCAAGUGGAGUUUGUGGGCAGCUGUCUUGGAUGCGGUGCUCCCCCUAGCAGUCUUGGCGAGUGACAAUGUAAAGAAGGCCCUAGAGCGGCACGCUGUUGAGAGGAAUGGAUGUUGCAUCUCCAAGCUGAGUGUAUUGAAGAACCGAGAGGAGUGAGCAAGGCCCGGCCAUGACCACCUCCCACAUGAACGGGCACAUGACCGAGGACUCUAACACAGAUGUGAAGAACGUGGAGCUGAGCGAACCCCCGCGGCACCGCGAGAUGGCGGUGGACUGUCCAGGGGAGCUGGGCUGCAGGACCCUGCCUGUGAGGCGCAGCGCCCAGCUCGAGAGGAUCCGCCAGCAGCAAGAAGACAUGCGGAGGAGGCGCGAGGAGGAGGAGCGCAAACAUGAGCUGGACGUCAACGCCUCCAUGAGGCUCAAGAAGCUGUCCCAGAACCCCAAGAUCGGCAUCGACAACCCCACCUUCGACCCUGUCGAGGGAUAUGUACCCGAGGGGCCCAGCAACCUGGCCAAGGUCUUGGAGCUAGAUGACCUCCUGUCUUCGCUGAAGCAUAUCCAGCAUAGUCUGGUGGACUCUCAGAGCCAGGAAGAUAUCUCUGUCGUCUUGCAGCUCGUCCAAAAUACAGAUUUUCAAAAUGCCUUCAGGGUGCAUAAUUCAGUGGCAGUCAACAUGAGCAAAGCCAGCCCUCCCUACCCGCUGGCGGCCAAUGCACAAGAUUUAUCCCAAGAGGUUCAGAACAUAUUUAGAACAAGCCCGCAGAAGGAUGGACAAGAAUUGAAUGCUUUGCUAACCACACCGCAUCUUCAGGCGCUGAUGCUGGCCCAUGACAGGGUAGCUGAGCAGGAGAUGCAGCCCCAGAUAGCGGCAGAAACGCCCCAGGACUGCACGUACGAGACCAUGACUCGAUACGGAGGGGAGACACUGAAGAUUGUCCGCAUUGAAAAGGCCCGCGAUGUACCGCUGGGAGCCACGGUGAGGAAUGACGUGGACUCUGUGAUCAUCAGCCGGAUAGUGAAGGGAGGGGCAGCUGAGAAGAGCGGCCUGCUACACGAGGGAGAUGAGGUCUUGGAAAUCAACGGCAUCGAGAUCCGGGGGAAGGACGUCAACGAGGUCUUUGACAUACUGGCGGACAUGCACGGCGCGCUGACUUUCGUUCUCAUUCCCAGCCAGCAGAGUAAAGCCCCUCCAGCCAGGGAGACUGUGGUUCACGUCAAAGCUCAUUUCGACUAUGACCCCUCUGAUGACCCAUACGUGCCGUGCAGGGAGCUUGGGCUGUCCUUCCAGAAAGGGGACAUCCUGCACAUCAUCAGCCAGGAGGACCCCAACUGGUGGCAGGCCUACCGGGACGGGGACGAGGACAACCAGCCUCUCGCGGGUCUGGUUCCAGGGAAAAGUUUCCAGCAGCAGAGAGAAGCCAUGAAGCAAACCAUAGAGGAAGACAAGGAACCUGAGAAGUCAGGUAAACUAUGGUGUGCGAAGAAGAACAAAAAGAAAAGGAAAAAGGUUUUGUACAACGCCAAUAAAAAUGAUGAUUUCGACAAUGAGGAGAUCCUGACUUAUGAGGAGAUGGCUCUCUAUCACCAGCCAGCCAAUAGGAAACGACCGAUAGCCCUCAUUGGCCCUCCUAACUGCGGCCAGAACGAACUCCGGCAAAGACUGAUGAGCAACGAAGCCGACCGGUUUGCAGCUGCUGUGCCACAUACGACACGGAACAGGCGUGAUAAUGAAGUCAAUGGCCGGGAUUAUCAUUUCGUUUCACGGCAGGUCUUUGAAGCCGACGUGGCUGCGGGGAAGUUCAUUGAAUCAGGAGAGUUUGAGAAGAACCUGUACGGCUCCAGCACUGACUCUGUGCGCCAGGUCAUCAACUCCAGCAAGAUCUGCCUGCUGAACCUGCACACACAGUCUCUGAAGGUUCUGCGCAGCUCGGACCUCAAGCCAUACAUUAUCUUCAUCGCUCCUCCAUCACAAGAAAGGCUGCGCGCACUGCUGACCAAAGAGGGGAAGAACCCAAAGCCGGAGGAGCUCAGAGACAUCAUCGAGAAGGCGCGGGAGAUGGAGCAGAACUACGGGCACUACUUUGACGCGGCCAUCGUGAACACAGACCAGGACAAGGCGUACCAGGAGCUGCUGCGGCUCAUCAACAAGCUGGACACAGAGCCCCAGUGGGUGCCCUCCUCCUGGCUGCGCUAGGGAGCCUGGACAGUGGGUGCCCUCCUCCUGGCAGCGCUAGGGAGCCCGGACAGUGGGUGCCCUCCUCCUGGCUGCUCUAGGGAGCCCGGACAGUGGGUGCCCUCCUCCUGGCUGCGCUAGGGAACCCCGGACAGACACACAGACACAGGGAGGAAGCUGUUCAGCAGGCCCUGCAAGAGGACUGGCUCCCCUGGGGUUAAGACUGCGAAGUAGAGCCGCAUGGUCACACACUGGGAGACCUUUCAUUUUCUAAAGGAUGAAUUUGGAUAGCAAACCAGUGGACAGAAGGGGUUGAAUUCUGUCCUAUUUUAAAAUGUACCAGAAGGGUCAGGAAGUACUUUUUAAAAAAAUAAGUUAACGAUCAACAUUCCAGUUCUUACCAGCACUUGGUGGGAGCAAUAGAAAUAGUAAUCUACAGCUUUGGUAUCUAUUUAUAUAAUGUAAAUAUAUGUAAGAAAAAACCACUACUUUUAGUACAAAUAGCUGAGUCACAGUGCACAGUGUGUCCAACCUAUAUUUUAAUAUAAAUAUAUAUACUGAUUUUUUUUCUUUCUGUAUUUUUAUAUAGGUUAAUGAUUUUUUCAUAGAUGAUUGAGCACACUGGCAACAGUUCGAAUUAAGUUACUGUUCCUCACUUUGUAGGGAUAAUAAUGUGUUUAGAUGGCAGUAUAUUUUUAUUUAAAAUAAAUAAAUAAAUAAAAAUAAAUCAUGUGAAGUUCACUGCUAGAUCUUGUUUUCUAGUUGUUUUUUCUUGUUAUUUCUGUUAACUAAAAUUGUACUUUUGUGUUUUUCUGAUGCUGGGGAUGCAAUGGUGUGGAAUGCAAGGACUGCGUGAUUCUGUGAUUGUAAAAUGUAAUGUAGAUAAGAGAAUAAACUGGAAUAAUUUGAAUUAUUAAUUAAUGGAAGUACUGUAUAAAAAAUGCAAUGUUUUUUAAAUUGAAAUUGUCUCAUUGCUCAGUAAUUAAAUCGAGGAUAGUGGAGAUUGUAUUACAGGGAUACUUUAUACAUUUUACUAACCUGUCUAAUGUCCUGUUAUGUAAGCUCGGUAUAAUUCUGUUUCUGCUUAGAUCAUUUAUUUGUUCCAGCAUAUGUUGCUUAUGAAAAGACUUCAAGUCCAAUUUUAGUGGUGAAGCAUGUCUGUUUUGUACAGCUCCACUGAUGUACUUAAGUGCAUUGUGCAACACUAAAAUGCUUCCCCGCCUCAAUCCCCUGCUGUUUUUCGGAAGCAAUUUUUGCUAGAAUAAGUUCGUAAGCGUUGGAAAUAGUGAUCUAAAGCAGGAACAAAGAUUUUAUUAAACAGGUAAGAAAUUAAAUACAAAUAAUAUAUCUGCUGUCUCUUUAAUAGUGACUUUUAAAAGUCGGCUGUUGUACUUCACCUUGUGCUACACUGUGUUGAUGGAUGCGGGACGUGUUGAAUGACAUGGUAUCCCACUAUAUAUUUGCAAUGAAAAUUCUUUAGAAAUGGUUUCCUGGCUGCAACCAGAGUCUGUCCCUCAUCCAUCCCCGAUUGAAACACAUUUCUUGUCAGAGUGACUUUUUUGCAAGUUUUUUGAAAGUUUUUUUUAGGUUGACCCCUCCAUAUUUCUGGUAUAGAAAUGCCCAGCUGGAGCAGGAAACAUGCCCCAUUGUCUGGAAACUUCUUCUGGUAUCAGUAGUACCAUAGCCAUGUGUACUAAUAGCUAGCGCAGAAGGCUGCCCUCUGUUAGGAGUUGCAGGCAUUACCCUUGCCUGCUUUAAAGGGUUGAUUUGAUCCACAAAUAGAUUUUUUUUUUUUAGUUACUGUAGCAGGGAAUCCCCUUGGAUUGUAUCAACUGCUUAUUUAAACCCAAAACAUAAGAGCAGUCCCAAAAUAAUCCUAGAUUGGUGGUUGAAACAAUCCAGGGUUAUUCUCCAUUGCUGUAAAAUGCUCAGAGUUCUGUCUUAUCCUGGCAUGCCAUAGGUUAAUCAAAUCAGUUUCUUAUAAGUUUUACCUAAUUUGAUUUAAGAUCUCCUUGACAACAGGAAUCUCAAACCUCCAGAAGGCGAGACCGUUCUUUCUAAAGGUGUUUAUCAGUCAAGGCUUUGCUUCAGUCCUACUUGGAAAUGUUGCUGGUACAGUAACUAUUUUCUGAAUAACUGUUUUUUAGUGUUGCUGAAGGUCCCCACACUAUUUCGCUACCCUCAGUACUUCAUGAUUUGUUGAUGUGUACUACAGAUUGCAUAAUACUGUGCUUUUUAAUUUCGUUUUAGUUUGUCUAGGAGCCACAUUGAAAAAUCGUAAUGUCAAAAACGCUAUACCCCACCCUUUCUGUCAUUGAGGGUGAGGCAUAUUUCAUUAAUAAAAAUCAGCAUCUAGCCCAACA